GCGGCCCCCGCGGUGCUCCCGGCAGCCCGCGCGGCCCCGCGCGGCAGGAUGAUCCACGAGCUGCUGCUGGCCCUCAGCGGGUACCCAGGGGCGGCCUUCACCUGGAGCAAGCGCGGCGGCCUCCAGGUGUCUCAGGAGCUGCCGUUUCUGCACCCCAGCGAGACCAGCGUCCUGAACCGGCUCUGCCGCCUCGGCACCGACUACAUCCGCUUCGCCGAAUUCGUGGAACAGUACACGGGACACGUACAGCAGCAGGAUCACCAUCCAUCUCAGCAAAACCAGAGUGGAUUGCAUGGCAUUUAUUUGAGAGCCUUCUGCACAGGUCUUGAUUCUGUGCUGCAGCCUUAUCGACAGGCACUGCUUGACCUAGAACAAGAGUUUCUGGCUGACCCACAUCUUUCCAUCUCACAUGUUAAUUACUCCUUGGACCAGUUUCAGUUACUCUUCCCCUCUGUGAUGGUCAUGGUGGAACAGAUCAAAACUCAGAAGAUUCAUGGGUGCCAGAUAUUGGAGACAGUCCACAAACAUAGCUGUGGGGGGUUGCCUCCUGUUCGCAGUGCUCUUGAAAAGAUUCUGGCUGUGUGUCAUGGAGUUAUGUAUAAGCAGCUCUCUGCCUGGAUGCUACAUGGAUUGCUACUAGACCAACAUGAAGAGUUCUUUAUCAAACAAGGCCCCUCUUCUGGAAAUGUCCCUAGCCAACCUGAAGAAGAUGAUGAUGACUUAGGAAUUGGGGGGCUUACAGGAAAACAGCUACGAGAACUGCAGGACCUGCGCUUGAUUGAGGAGGAGAACAUGUUAGCUCCAUCUCUAAAGCAGUUUUCUUUGAGAGUAGAAAUGCUGCCUUCAUACAUUCCUGUACGGGUUGCUGAGAAGAUCCUCUUUGUGGGAGAAUCUGUUCAGAUGUUUGAGAAUCAGAAUGUUAACUUGACCAGAAAAGGCUCCAUCCUAAAAAACCAGGAGGACACUUUUGCAGCAGAGCUACAUCGACUCAAGCAGCAACCACUUUUUAGUUUGGUGGACUUUGAAUCAGUGGUUGACUGGAUACGGAGCACUGUUGCUGAGCAUCUUUGGAAACUGAUGGUGGAAGAAUCAGAUCUACUAGGACAACUGAAGAUUAUAAAAGACUUUUACCUUUUGGGAAGAGGUGAGCUGUUUCAGGCCUUCAUUGACACCGCACAGCACAUGUUAAAGACACCACCUACGGCGGUAACUGAACAUGAUGUCAACAUUGCAUUUCAGCAGUCUGCUCAUAAGGUACUGUUAGAUGAUGACAACCUUCUUCCUCUUCUUCACUUAACCAUUGAGUAUCAUGGAAAGGAACAUAAAGAUACUUCUCAGACUCGUGAAGGGCCUUCCCGGGAAUUAUCUCCACGUGAAGCCCCCACAUCUGGAUGGGCAGCUCUGGGCCUUUCUUACAAAGUUCAAUGGCCACUGCACAUUCUUUUUACUCCUGCUGUUCUCGAGAAGUACAACGUUGUGUUCAAAUACCUGCUGAGUGUGCGACGAGUCCAGGCUGAACUACAGCACUGCUGGGCUCUUCAGAUGCAACGUAAACACCUGAAAUCUAAUAGAACAGAUGCCAUCAAGUGGCGUCUGAGGGAUCACAUGGCUUUCCUUGUGGACAAUCUUCAGUAUUAUCUGCAGGUCGAUGUACUGGAGUCUCAGUUCUCACAGCUUCUGCAGCAGAUAAACGCCACAAGAGAUUUUGAGAGUAUACGAUUGGCUCAUGAUCAUUUCCUAAGUAACUUGUUGGCUCAGUCUUUCAUCCUUCUGAAACCUGUUUUCCACUGCUUAAAUGAAAUUCUGGAUCUUUGUCAUAGCUUUUGUUCUCUGGUCAGUCAGAAUCUGGGUCCCUUAGAUGAACGGGGAGCUGCACAACUCAGUAUUUUGGUGAAGGGAUUCAGUCGUCAGUCAUCACUUCUCUUCAAGAUUCUCUCCAGUGUUCGCAAUCAUCAGAUAAACUCUGACUUAGCUCAACUGCUGCUACGCUUGGAUUAUAACAAAUACUACACCCAGGCUGGAGGAACCUUGGGCAGUUUUGGAGUUUAAGCACUAAAGGCCUUUGCUUCAGGCUGUGACUAGUGAUGCAUCAAGCACUGGAGACUGGUGCUCUUGGACAGUUGGAGAGUUUGCACUCAAACAGAUUUUUCUUUGUAGCUGGCUUUUGCCUGAUGAACUGCUGUUUCACAGGGAAUUGGCAGGAAUUGUCAUUUAUGUGAGGCUGCCCAGCGAUUACAGAAAGCUAUUCCAUUUCUUCUGAACUCAUAAAAAUUAGAUGUCUGGACUCUUCAGCUGGACGGACUACAAUGUCUUUACUCUUCAGCUGGACUGUGUUCCACUUCAGGUUCGAGUAUGGAGGAAUUAAUCCUGUUCUUGGCUACAAAUGAAGUUUUGGCUGUAUUCAGAAGCUCUACUUGUGUAGUAAGCUGAUUUACAGUACACAAUGUCUGCUAAUCAAACACCACCAGGUAAACAGUAGUAGCAAUGAAGUGAACGGGGAGGGAAGAAGAAAUAGAUUUUUUUAAGUCUCUUCUCAUGCAGUGCACUAGUCUAGUAUAUGUGCAUAGGUCAUGGAGACACUGUGGCUAUCACAUGCUUUAUCUAUACAAUUUAAUAGUUUAUGUGCUAAAAUUACACUUGCCAAGACAGCUUUGCCCCGUCUGAGCAGACAGCGCCCUCUGCCGGCAGGAAAAUGGUAAGGAGAUGCUUACCUGGAACGUUCACCUGCGCUGGUCUCAUUCCAGACUAUUUAGUGACUACCCUACUGAGCCCAAAUAAAAACAUCUUGUCGUGCAA
Messenger RNA from Onychostruthus taczanowskii (white-rumped snowfinch), 2796 nucleotides. RefSeq names its product tubulin gamma complex associated protein 4 (gene TUBGCP4). Gene Ontology annotation, molecular function: gamma-tubulin binding; microtubule minus-end binding. The record is from RefSeq and is a predicted model, not a curated record. Lineage: Eukaryota; Metazoa; Chordata; Aves; Passeriformes; Passeridae. Gene Ontology annotation, biological process: cytoplasmic microtubule organization; mitotic cell cycle; spindle assembly. The transcript is spliced from 18 exons. Gene Ontology annotation, cellular component: equatorial microtubule organizing center; centrosome; gamma-tubulin complex. The coding region runs from base 49 to 2049 and encodes 666 amino acids.